This is a messenger RNA of Bursaphelenchus xylophilus (pine wood nematode), 6192 nucleotides long. NCBI's taxonomy places the organism in Eukaryota, Metazoa, Nematoda, Chromadorea, Rhabditida, Aphelenchoididae. The record is from the annotation of a GenBank genome assembly.
AUGUCCGAACUGGUCCGGGCGCUGGCCGAAAAGCCGGACAUCACCAAGCCACGAUGGGACCAGAGCACGUUCGACGGCCGCGCCCGACACUUCUUCGCCGUUGUGAACCCGCUCAACAUUUUUGUUACGAACGCUCAAUUAGAGGAAUGCCGACGGGUCGUCACUGAGUAUAAGUAAGUCCUUACGAAAGACGCUUUAAUUUGGCAUACUUUUUUUUGGUUUUUGCUUCGUGAAUUUUUGAGAAAUUGAGAUUAAAAAAAAUUUCCAAUUUUUUGUGACAUGGAGAAUAUUUUGAUAAAAUCUGAGGGAAGUUUUGCUUUAGAGAAGGAAAAAUUCCCGAGAACUUAACCGUGGAGCAGUUGUGGAGAGCCAAACAACUUUAUGACUCCGCCUUUCAUCCGGAAACGGGCGAAAAAAUGCCCUUGAUCGGCCGAAUGUCGGCUCAAGUACCAUGCAAUACGAUUAUUACUGGUGGUCUACUUACCUUUUACAAGUGAGUUUACACUCUUUCCUAUCGUUCGAAAUCCUUUGAACGUUGUUUUGGCCGCUUUCUGAAUGUUUUUGGCCGAGAGAAAGACUUGACCCAAAUUGAGUCAAGUGUUCCUCUCGGUGGAAUUGUUGGUAAAUUGAAGUAAAAUGCGAUUUUAAGAGGAACCGCGGCUGUUUUGUUUUGGCAAUGGCUGAAUCAGACCUACAAUGCGACAGUAAAUUACACAAAUCGUUCGGGUGAGCAUGCAGUCACUGGAAAUCAAUUGCUGAAAGCGUAUUGUUGCGCAACGGGCGGUGCGAUGGCCUCGGCGUUAACUCUGAACUCAUUGGCAAAGGUAAGAGUGAUUUUUGGCAGAAUAUGGUGUUGUUUUUCCAACAGAAUUUGAGAUUUUUUUAACCAGGAAAAUAUUUCUAUGGGGCAUGGAGUUACAGGACGAGAAGUAUAUUAAAAAAAUCGCAACAUUCUACAGAUUUAUUUCUUCACAAAAAUUUUUGUGUAAAAAAGAGUACUUCAUGGAGAUCCUAGAUUUUGCCGAGUGAACUCAAGGCAUUUGGGGGACCUGGGAUGCGCUGGGAGGUGUCUGCGUUCGCUUGAGGGGUUUUAUCCUUGUGUACUUCAAGACGUACCCGGUUAGGGCUGAAAAUAAAUAAUUAAAAAAAAAUUUUAAUAAAAAAUAAAAAGAAAAAAACAAAAAAAUAAAAUUAAAGUUAAAUAAAGCCUCACCCCGUCCAUAGUCUUCAAAACCGCAGCCAUACCGUCCGCAGGCUUGUCCCGGACCCUUGAGCUUUCCAACAAUUUCCAACUUCUACUCAGUCUGCCAUACGCAAGGGGGGGGGGCAUGUCGUCCACCAUGCCCAUCCCCAGGCCGCGCAAGGCGGGCAGCGACUCGUGCCACAGCCGACGGGACGCCUUGAACUUCUUCACAAACAAACUCAAAGCCGACGAUGAUGAGCAGGCUGAAAAGGAAUAGUCAACUUUUGCGCUUUUCUGGGCAAAACAUGCAAUUUCAAAGACAAAUUUAUAACACACUGGGCGCCACAAAGUCUAUAUUUUUGCACCGUGCGGACGCAUGAAUUUGCCGCUGCGCCGCCGGACUGCCGCAAGAAAAAAGCCGUUUUCCAUUGCGCCGCAGCGAAAUUUGAGACAGAAAUUGCACGGUGCAAAAAAGUUUUGAAAAGGAUCGCAAAACGAUAAGAAGGCGAAAUGCACUGUGAAAAUGCUAACACUAAACUGUGCAGAAAUGUCUAAGCUUAUUGGCCCACCUAUUAGUAUUUAGCGCUAUUUUCGUAAAGUGCGUAGACUUUUUUGCCUUUCGUCGCAAACUCAGCGUGCGCUGUUUUUCGCACAAUGCAAACUCGAAAAAAGCAACUUGCACGGUGCACGUCAAACUGAGGAGUCCGGUGACCGGAAUAGACCCUUCGCUAUCGGUUUUUUACACUUCGUCUUGAUUUCGCAGAGAAAGAGAGAAAAAAGACACGCAAAAGCGUACUCUCUCGCCCCAAACAUUCCCCAUUUCUCUCCCGAAAAAGCGUUUUUUCGCGCCUUUUUUUGGCAAAUUGCCAAUCCAUUCACCGGACUGUUUUAGCUUAUCUCAGUUUGACGUGCGGUGCAACUGUGCAAAAAGUUUUUUCGCCAGGCAAAAAAAGUCUACGCACUUUAUGAAAAUAGCCCAAAAAAUAGCCGUCCCCCAACUUACUUUGAAUUCCCUCGUCUUCGUGCUCGAACACCUUGAAUUCGGCCAAGCUCGGCGUUUGACCAUCGAAGAGAGCACUGCACGAGUUUAGCAGUGCUCAGACUGCGGCUCCGUUCAUCUCGGUGAGGUGUUCCAAGGGAGUGGGACGAGAACACACUGACAAGGGAAUGGUCUGAACUUCCCCCAGCGUUAAGGAAAAUGACUAUUACAGGUGGAUAGAGCAGGUCGACUUUGGUAGAAAAAGGCAAUUUCCAGCUGCAAAAUAAGCACCGCCGACGAGGAAAAUCGACCGAAAGUUCCGAAAAAAUUUCCUCUUUCUCUUCCCUCGGAAAAGAAGAGGAGCAUCCAGUGGUUCGGUUGGUCGAGUGGAUAGAGCGUCCGCUCGAUAUCCUUUUGGGGGUUGGUUCGAUUCCGGGGCAGCGCGAGUGGUUAUGAUAAGGCAUCAGUGGCCAAGAUAAACUCUUGUGGACCAAAAAAAAUAUUUUGCAAUUGUUCAAUUUUCUAGAGAUCAUAAAACACAUAAUAAUAAAGGGUUUCUAUGUAAAUUUCUCCAUUUUUUCUGUAAGAUUCCAGAACGGUUCCAGUCAUAUUCAAUAAUUCACAAGAGUUUAUCUUGGUCACUGAAGCCUUAUCAUAGCCACUCGCGCUGCCCCGGAAUCGAACCAACCCCCAAAAGGAUAUCGAGCGGACGCUCUAUCCACUCGACCAACCGAACCACUGGAUGCUCCUCUUCUUUUCCGAGGGAAGAGAAAGAGGAAAUUUUUUCGGAACUUUCGGUCGAUUUUCCUCGUCGGCGGUGCUUAUUUUGCAGCUGGAAAUUGCCUUUUUCUACCAAAGUCGACCUGCUCUAUCCACCUGUAAUAGUCAUUUUCCUUAACGCUGGCACGCCACGAAAAAAGUGGAAAUAGAGAAAUUCGCGGGAAAAUGUUUUGCGACAUUUCAUACGCUGAAACCUUUUCAAGUAAAUAACAAAAAUGAUUCCAAAAUUCUAAUAAACAACAAUUUACGUGUGAAACCGGCGAGAAAGCAUCGAAAGGCAUCUAGGAGAUGCACCCCAAACUUCUUAGAUUGAUCAAAGAAGAGAAAAGAAAUUAUAUUGUACUAGGCAAAAUUGGAUCAAAAUCGAUGAAUCUGACCGAAUUCGAGCUCUUCCGGGGUUUGCAGGGCUUUGAUCCUGCUACAACAGACCAAUACUAAAUUGAAAUUCAUCAAAUCUUCUUUAUGUCCACCUAAACAUCAAACCAAUAAGAAUAAUUAAAACUACAUAAAUUUUCGACUAUCCAUCGAAUUUGUCGGAUGCAAUCUGAACUCGGAAUUCAAUCUCCACACCCAUGGGUACAUUAUGCUGGCUUUCACAUUCUACUUCAACAUGGACCGGCUGAAAUAUCAAUUAUAUUAUUUUAGGUAUAACCAGAGAAAAUUAUUAGCUCAAUGGCCUAGAAAAACAAAAAAAUCAAAAAGGCAACGUCACAAACUUACCUUGAAAUGUUCUAAACGUCGUCUGCUUCCUCUGAUCCAGCUUUGCUCACGCCUUCUCCAGUCCUUCCUUGCGUUUCUCCGUCAGUUCCUGCAAAAUGGUACAAUAAUGAACCGACAAGUGCCCUUUUUCGAUAGUAAAAUUUCCAGAUUUCUUCUUUAUAACGUCCGCUAAGAUGUCUCGCACAACACCACAUGGCGAUUAAUCAAAAAUCUGGGUGCAAAAAGAGAAAUCCUACCUUUUCUGGAGACACCAUCAGCUCUUGCAGAACGAUGCAGUAAUGAACCGACAAUCGCCCUUUUUCAACUGUAAAACUUCCAGGUCUCUUCUUUAUAACGUCCGCUAGGAUGCCUCACACAAAUCAGAUCGGCUCCUUUGUACCUAAACCGGAUGAGUAAAGAGAAAUCCUACCUUUUCUGGAGACACCAUCAGCUCCUGCAAAAUGAUGCAAUAAUGAACUGACAAGUGCCCUUUUUCUAUAGUAAAAUUUCCCGAUUUCUUCUUUAUAACGUCCGCUAAGAUGUCUCACACAACACCACAUGGCGAUUAAUCAAAAAUCUGGGUGCAAAAAGAGAAAUCCUACCUUUUCUGAAGACACGUCCAUAGCUGCAGAAUCAAUGUUUGGGUCACAGCGCGGUGGGCCGGGCUCCAUGGACUCAUCCGUUACAUUCAACACUUGAAACUCAAAGCAACGUAAUUUUAAAGAUAAUAUACUUCCCGAAAUUGUUCCAAAUCUCAGAGUUACAAUACUAUCUUACACAAUAUUCAUUCCAUCAAAAAAAUCAAAAAUAUUGGGCGCAGCUCGAAAUCUCUAUUUCCAAUUUUGCCUUACGUUUUUCGUGGCGUGCGCUGGGGGAAGUUCAGACCAUUCCCUUGUGAGGAAAUUCCACGAAACUCGUCGCCUUUAUAGCGGGAAAUCAUGCAAACAUUAUGCAAAUUUUUGGUGGGAAAAAUUCCAAAAUUGGUGGAGCGAAAUUUGCAUAUUUGCAUUUUUGGUCGACUUUUGAAUAUGAAAAAGGCGUUUAACUACAGUGUGGGACCUGAUCCAGUCGCCAAAAAUGUACCAUUUUGCUUCCGGGAAGCAUCAAAAAUGUGGCAAAAUGCUUCCCUCUCCAAAUGAAAAAACGUCGUUUUGAAGGACGCGCUUUUGAAAUCGGAGUUUUUUCACUUGGAGAGGGAAGCAUUUUGCCACAUUUUUGAUACUUCCCGGAUGCAAAAUCGUACGUUUUUUGCCACUGGAUCAGGGCCCCCACUGUACGUACAUGACUGGAUUUUGAGAUCUAGCGCAAAUUCCGAAAAUUUUCAGAAACUACCUCCGGUUUAUGGCCGCCUUGUCCCAUUCUGCUCAAUUGCGAUCGCGAACGCGAUCAACAAUCCCAUGAUGAGGAUCAAGGAAUUCACGGACGGAAUUACUUUGGAAGACGAAAGCGGCCGAAAAGUCGGCUCCUCAACGGCCGUCGCGAAGACGGCGAUUGCUCAGGUCGUUGUCAGUCGAAUCCUCAUGGCCGUCCCUUAUAUGGGCAAGUUUUUUUCGAUUUCUUCUAACAAGGAAACUACCCAAAAUUCGGAAAAAUGCACAAGAAUAAAAAUUUUUUUUGGAAAGUACUUGUAUGGGGUAUGGAGUUGCAGGUCGAGACAUAUAUCAAAAAAAUCGCAAAAUUUUUCGGUUUCGGAAUAUGUAAAAAUUUGCUGCCCAAUUUUGGUUUGUAAUGGUGAAAAAUCCUCAGAAUUUUUUUUUUGCAACACCACGAAAAUGCCUUUUUGACCAAGUUUUUACCAAUUCAAAAGCUUUGUUUGGAGCUAAAGUAAACCCUGGUAUCUUGAAAAGCCUUAAAAUAUCAAAUUUGAUUAAUACUACACCUUAAUAGUGGUUCCAAUGUACAAAAGGUUUUUUUAUUUUUUGCAAUGCCCCUUUUUUACAUUGGCACUACUAUUAAGCUGUAGAAUUAAUCAAAUUUGGUAUUUUAAGGCUUGUCAGGGUUUACUUCAGCUCAAAACAAAACUUUUGAAUUGGCAAAAACUUGGUCAAAAAAGGCAUUUGCGCGGUGUUGCGAGAAAGGUUCUGAGGGUUUUUUCGUCCUUACAAACCAAAAUUGAGCAGCUAAUUUUUACAUAUUCUAAAUCAGAAAAAUUUUGCGAUUUUUUGAUAUAUGUCUCGACCUGUAACUCCAUACCCCCAUGGAAGUACCUUCCUUGUAAAAAAUUUUUUUGAAUUUUGGAAGCUUUUGAAAAAAUCUUUUUUUUUCGAAAGUUACAGUACCCUUGAUGCUGAAAUUGUUUUCAGUCCUCACCCCAUUGGCCGUGAAUUCCCUGGAGAAGCGGUGGGCGUGGUUCCGCGCUCGGCCCUUCCUCUCCGGCCCCUUCCAAACAGCCAUGUGCGGCGUGAUUCUGAUGCUCUCCACGCCAUUAUGCUGCGCCAUAUUCCCGCAAAAAGCCCAAAUCAAAGUCGGAGAUCUCGAACCCGAGGUCAGAGACCAGAUCCGCGCCCUGCCCAACCCGCCAGAGGUGGUUUAUUACAACAAAGGCCUCUAG